Molecule: messenger RNA, 2152 nt
Organism: Thrips palmi
Lineage: Eukaryota; Metazoa; Arthropoda; Insecta; Thysanoptera; Thripidae
Product: trypsin-7-like
Exons: 7
Coding region: 178-1113 (311 amino acids)
Biological process (GO): proteolysis
Molecular function (GO): serine-type endopeptidase activity
Source: RefSeq, a predicted model, not a curated record
UCUGGACUCCGGCGUAGUGGUGCAGCCAGCCCCGCACUGCCGCACUGCCGCACCGCACUGCCGCGCGAAGUGCCCGAGUGCGAGUGUCGUGGAGUGCGAGUGCAGUGAUCGUGUGUGCCGCGAGUGCGUGCGUGCGUGCGUGUGUGUGGCGUCAAGAAGGCCGUCGCCGUCGUCAGGAUGGUGCGACACCGCCCCCUCGUCGUCGUCUGCGUCGUCGUGGUGCUGAGCGUGCACCUCGCCUCGGCCGAGAUCGGGCUGAUGAAGAACGCGGGCGGCAAGCUGAAGAACUUUUUCGGAUUUUUAGGCAACAGCCAGCAAUCGGCCAAGCCUCAGCAGCAGGAGACGCCGACGUGCAGCUGCCGUUGCGGGGACAGGAACGACGCCUCGCGCAUCGUGGGCGGCAAGCCCGCCAACGCCAACGAGUUCCCCUGGAUGGUGCGGUUGUCGUACUUCAACCGAUUCUACUGCGGAGGGAUGCUUAUAAACGACCGAUACGUCCUCACGGCAGCCCACUGCGUUAAGGGGUUCAUGUGGUUCAUGAUCAAGGUGACGUUCGGGGAGCACGACCGCUGCAACGACACCAACAAGCCCGAGAGUAGGUUCGUCCUGCGUGCGGUAUCGGGUGACUUCUCCUUCCUCAACUUCGACCACGACAUCGCGCUGCUCAGGCUCAACGACCGCGUGCCCAUCACCGAGACCAUCCGGCCCAUUUGCCUGCCCAAAACAGCGGACGAACUCUACGAGGGCAUCAACGCGACGGCCGCCGGCUGGGGCACCCUGGCCGAGCACGGCAAGCCAUCCUGCGUCCUGCACGAGGUGACCGUGCCCGUCAUGGCCAACGACGAGUGCAAGAAGACCAACUACAACGCCAAGAUGAUCACGGACAACAUGAUGUGCGCUGGAUACGAGCAGGGUCAGAAGGACGCUUGCCAGGGUGACAGCGGUGGUCCUCUGGUCCGUGAGCGAGAUGACAAGAGAUACGAACUGAUCGGCGUCGUGUCAUGGGGCAACGGGUGCGCGCGGCCAGGCUACCCCGGAGUGUACACAAGGAUCACGAGGUACUUGGACUGGAUCCGGGAAAACUCCAAGGACGGCUGUUUCUGCGAGGACUGAUCACAUCCGCCGCUCAUACUGAAAGGUUCAAGCAAGAAGAAGAAUGGGCCGGCAGUAGUAAAGAGCCCCCUUUACUGCCGCUGUAGGGCCCCCGGGCAGCGAGGGGCUUUAGUCAACAGCCCCACUGCAUCUCGCCCGAGCGAAGAACAAGCCAUCGACGGGUGCAAUCAAAUAGAAUGGUGCUUGAGCCCAUGAUAAGCUGUGAUGAACUUUGUCUAACCAGAAGACGCGUGUAGUUGCACGUGCAAGUCUUUAAUUUAUUAGUAAAUUAUCCGCGUUAAUUUAUUUUUCUUUAUUUAUUGUUCGUGAGGAAAGGUAGAAAUUCUAGUUCCCUGUGCGGUGGCAGUCAUAAAAUGUAAAGAAGCUGCACAUGGACAUUUAAAAAUUAUGGCGUCAUAUUUGAUUUCGGUGUAGUGUGUCAUUGUCAUUUCAGCACGUGGUUAAUUUAACAAAAUUUAAUUACCGUAGCUUACUGUUAACUGGCGCGCUCUGGAUCUUAGCAAACAUUAAAAGAAGUUCCAGGGGUAGGUGUUGUACAAUGUACAUAGUGUUUCUUGUUGUAGCAUUGUGUUGUACCUGGAUUUGCUAUAUUGUCAAUAAUUUGACUGUGUGUCAAGGCUGGUGUUCCGUCGCUACGACGGCUCACAUUAUGAAACUGGUAGUCCCACAACUUGCACCCAAAUUUAAAAUUACAUACAUGGCAGAGUGAAUACGAUAAACAGAUUUCAUCGGAUUCGUUUUUUUAAAUGGUGCAUGGCGGGUAUAUUGCAGGUUCACUUUAAGUCUCUGUAUGGCCUCUGUGCGCAAAUGAAUCAACGAAGCAAUUUACAACUAGAAGCCUAGUUAUGUGGAAUGAAUGUUGGAGCUGUGUGCAUGGAUGUCGAGGAAUAGAACUGUGCGUGUGUGUGAGAAAAUUGUGUGAAGAGUGCAGCUGUCUGCGUGACAUGGCCGCCAACCUUUUUGUGUGUGCGAGACUGAGUGAUCCCCAGUGAUAAUUCCUCUCUGUAUUUCUACUGUACCAUACUGAAAUAAAGUCUGA